AAAAUUCAAAUAGCUGUCGCACUGCUGGUGUGGUUGGUGUGUGCACAUUCUGCUCGAAGUGAAUUUCACAAAUUUAUUGAAUAGAAAUUUGCAAUAGAUACUAAAAGAACAAUGGGUGACAAGCUGUUGGAUACAACACAAAUAAUAAAUGGCUUGGCUGUGAUGAUAUCAUUCUUUGUCGGCUACAAAUAUGCAUUGAAACGUGGUGAAGCGUGCGCAAAAAUCGACGAUACACCAGCGUCUACGAAGGAGACGACAGAGGAAGGCGCUGCAGCUGCAGCAGUUACUGUUGCCGACAAAAACUAUGGCGGCUUCAAUGACAAUUUUAAAAUGGUGCUCGUGGUGCGCAAUGAUCUGAAAAUGGGCAAGGGCAAGAUAGCCUCACAAUGUUCACAUGGCGCUGUCGGUGCAUAUCAAAGAGCUGUGACACGAACACCCCGCUUACUGCGCGCCUGGGAGCAAUGCGGUUGUGCCAAGAUUGCUGUGCGCGUCGACAGCGAAGCCGAACUGAUGGCAAUCAAACGGUCCGCGGAACAAAAGCUGCUGAACACGUGCCUCAUACGCGACGCUGGGCGCACACAAAUCGAGCCCAAUUCAAAGACUGUGCUGGCUAUUGGACCAGCGGCAGCAGAUGACAUCGAUCGGGUCACCGGCCAUUUGAAGCUGUUGUAGAAAGUUCAUACACUGAACACACACAUACAUGAUGAAGAAUCACACGCUUAGCCAGACGCCUCUUGCGAAGGUGCACAUAGGAAACCAACCAAUCAAUCCCUAAACCCCAAAAUUUCAAAGCAAUAUGUGAGCGCAUGUGGACACCACAACACACACGACUGUGACAAGCCAGUUAAUUGAAGCAAAGAAGAAAGGAAAAUCCUGCUGCAUUGUUGCGUUUACUGUAAAACUGAGCUAUUACAUAUUAAAUCAUUUGUGAUGCUAUUGUCUUUCUUAACAA
Drosophila nasuta is the source of this 952-nucleotide messenger RNA. Its product is annotated as putative peptidyl-tRNA hydrolase 2. The transcript has 2 exons. Gene Ontology annotation, cellular component: cytosol. Gene Ontology annotation, molecular function: peptidyl-tRNA hydrolase activity. Lineage: Eukaryota; Metazoa; Arthropoda; Insecta; Diptera; Drosophilidae. The record is from RefSeq and is a predicted model, not a curated record. Bases 112 to 672 code for a protein of 186 amino acids.